Messenger RNA from Klebsormidium nitens, 4467 nucleotides. The record is from the annotation of a GenBank genome assembly. NCBI's taxonomy places the organism in Eukaryota, Viridiplantae, Streptophyta, Klebsormidiophyceae, Klebsormidiales, Klebsormidiaceae.
AUGGGGUCAUGUGGAAUCUUUCUGCAGAAGGCCCGGCUAGCUAGUGAGUAGGUAUGUACACAGCGAUUCGGAAUUCCCUCCCACUUCCUCGCUUGGUGUUUCAAAAUUUUGCAAUGCGUUCAGCUUGCUCGAAAGGACAGGGCUGUUUGAGUGAAUCUUUUAGUUCUAUGGGGUGCCUCCCUCAUAUUCUGUAUCAUCAAUUCUGAAGAGAAGGGCCAACGAUUUCCUAUAUGAUGAUUCAAUUUGGGAGCAAUCAUGCUGUAUUUGUCUAGGGCCUGCCUACAGUACGAACAGGCAGCAGCUCUCAAUCACAGAUGCCUCCUUCGGGCGUGGUAGUGACUGGCAUACUGGUCUUCGUUCUUUGUUCAUUGAUAUCUAGCUGAGACGCAGGGUAACUUUGCAAAAGGUCACCAAAGUCGGUUCGUGCAGAAGGUCCCUAUCACUGAAGGAAAUGGGGCAGAGCCUGCUCACGAAGUUCAUCACACGUCUGUUUAGCAACUGAAGUGCGUGCAUUGUGCUUGAGAGCAAUAUUAAAGGAUCAAGCUGCUGCUUGCUGGUUCACAAUGGAUAGUUUUACCAAGCGGACUGUGGUCAUUCUUGAUAAUGGGCUGAAGAUGCGUGAGGAAGCGGGAACAUCAUGCUCCACAAGUACCCUUGGAUUUGCGCUCCAGAAGACCAUCCUCACCGAAUGCAAUGCCGCCAUGCUGGACUAUGUCCGGAUCUUCUUCUCAUUGAAAUCUGAGAAGCAUAAUCUUUGCGUUUUCAGAGCUGGAGAGUUGCCAGAGAGGAUUACAAGCUGGAGGUCUGGGGACCAGUCAUUGCAAGCAGUUGUGGACGGCCUUGCUAGCUCCCCUCAGCAGACUGUUCCAGCCUCAGCAGACAUCAAAGGCUCCUUAGAAGAAGCAUUGCUCGCGCUGCUGGAGCCGCAGCAUUCCAGUGGCUCUGAGCAGGGCAGCGAGCGAGAGAUGAGCGCAGGCACCGAGAAAAAGGGGCUUGAGAGGAGCACAUCUAGGAACAGCCGAGCAUCUCAGGGUAGCCAAGGUAGUUCCCAGCUGAACAGGGCCUUAGAAGGGUGUGGUUUGCAAGAAGACUGCUUGGAGUCACGGUAUGGGAGGCCGGUUGAGUCAAGCAGCAAGUUGGUUGAGCAACGCACGGCGUCAGCUCCUGCGCAGUUGGGGGCGAGCCUUUGCAACGUGGCCUAUACAAGCUCUGGCGCUUCGUCUGUGGGGGAAGCAGAGCCUGUUAGCGGCCAGAUUAUCCUCAUACAGGCAGACCAGGGCUCGCUUUCUCCUGACUUGAUCAGCAAGCUGCUGCUUGAAGCGGGCAGAACGGUAGACCCGCACUCAAGCUUAGCCAGCUGCGAAGUUAAUGUGCUCAGUAUUCUCCCUGGCGAGGGAAGCAAGCAGGCCCCACGCUUGAUGGGGGACCCCGAGAAUAGCGCAGAGGAUGAGGCAGCGUUGCAAGACGGGAGCGCAUUUGGCAAGGUGGAGAUGGCUGCUUCAGCUGCGGGGCCAAUUGGCAUUAAGAAGAUUACCUUGACGGCGGCACUUGUUGCGCCCUGCCUCAGGAGUAUGGCGCACCUGCACCUCGACCUGUGCACCAUUGUGAUUAGCCCGCUCAACCAGGAAAGGGAGGCGAGUGCCAGUAUCAGCAUUAUUGUCAGACGUGACAAUGAUUUGUCACCUACGCUGGGGGAAAGGCAUCGCACCCCCAGCGGUUCGGGCUCUUCUACUGACAGUGAUGUUGAAGAAAAGAAGACGCGCCUAAUCCAGCUCACCCUUGCAUCCAAGUCCGGGGGCAACGCCAGCAGCCUUGUCCCCAUCCUUCCCUGCGCUGUGUCUCACGCUGCCGUGCCAGAGCGCCCCUUGGCAAUGCCAACCAGAAACCUGGUCAGCCAUCUCGUGGGGGGCGGCUUGGCUGUGCUAUCCAACCCCCUGCUGAAGCUGCCGGUCAGGCGCGUAGCUGGGGGUCUGAAGAAGCCCCUCCCCUGUGCUACUCACAUGCUCACCUGGCAGGAGGGGCGGCUUUGGUUGCACCAACUGCAGGGGGCCGCCUGGCUUGGCUGGGGGGAGGAGGUGGCGGAAUGCACGCCCCGGGAGAAAAGAGCUCGUGCCAAUGUCGUUGCACCGACCCCCGUGCCCGGUUCCUUGGCCCGUCAGGACAGCGAAACGAGCCGGAAGCGAGUGCGUGACGUUCCCUCCCCUUCACCCAGCCCCUCCCAGCUGUACCACCACCUGAGUGUGUCAGUCCCUGACCGAAGUUCCCCAGCUCUCCCUCGAAUGGACAGCUUCAAAACCCCCAAGCCCACCGAGUUUACUCGGGCUUUCCUCCCCAAACCCCUGGUUAUCCCUAACCCAUCGUCCAUGGCUACCGAGGCGCAAUCAAUCCUGGGGUCCCCCCUGCAGCAGAGCGCUGAGCUGGCAGCGCUUCUUAGGCCGAUUACCCGGGCGUUCCUUGGGGACGACCUGGACAGGGACAAGGCGUGCCGGGCGGAGAAGUGCAUUCGCAAGCUGUGGGAGUGCACGCAGGCAAACGACCACAAGCUGCUGCCAAGGCUGGCAGAGUCGCCGAAGGCACGACAGGAGGUGUACCGCUCGCUCUGGAAGGAGCUCUGGGAGAUGUCGCGCCUCUUCAAGAACAGCUCCGAUGCGCACCGCCAGCUGGCGCAGGCCAUCGACUUCCGCCAGAUGCCGGAGCAGUUCCGGCACUGCUGUCCGCCCCCCUCGCCUGCCAGAUCACUCGACCGACGCAAGAGCCACUCUCACAUCAACAAGCGGAGGCGGUGCGAGGAGGUGCCUAGGGAUCAGGGAGGUCGCCCCAUCUUGCCCGUCAAAGUGGGACCCAGUCUCACGGUGUUUAGCCUGGGGAGGAUCGUGGCGGACAGACAGACCUUCCACAGCGACAAGUAUUUGUGGCCCGUAGGUUUCAAGAGCAUGCGCUCAUACGCCAGCAUGAAGCAGCCGGACAAGCGCAUCCAGUACUGUUGCGAGAUCCUAGACGGAGGCGCCGCUCCUGAGUUCCGCCUAACGGCUGAGGACGACCCGGACGAGCCGAUCGUGGGCGUGUCCGCUACCGCUGUCUGGACGUCCGUGGUGAAGCAGGUCACUAUGACCCGCAUGGACGAGGGGGGCAAGAAGACGUUCGCAAACGUUUCUGGCCCCGAGUAUUUCGGGUUUGCAAACCCGACGGUGGCACGGCUGCUGCAGGAGCUGCCUGGAGCAGUUCGGUGCGAGAAGUACAAGAUGCAGCAGUACGAGCCCAACGUGCCCAUGCGGAACCGCUCCCCCGGGGAGUCGCCGGCCUCCACCACCGCUUCAAGCAACAGCUGGCGCAAGGCGGACAGGUUCGGGGGAUCCCCCUUGGACGAUGACGUGUCCAUCUCAGGUUGGGAGCACCUGGGCUCCGAACUGGGCGACGACGGCUCGGACGUCGGCCUUGACUUGUCGCCUCACGAUUUCCCCGGCCUUACCCCCGACGACAUCGCCGCCUGGAUGUACCCCGACGCACACGCCAAGCCGGUAAAGAAGACCAGGGUCAGCCGCAGCUGGACUGGCCUCGUCACAAGUGCGGCCGCAGGAGGCGGAGCGCGGUCGCCGUUUCUGGGCAGCAAAUCCGAGAUGCCGUGGAGCGCUUCCGCGGUCGGUCCUGGGUUACCGGGCACAGCGCCGAGGCCGGCGGACCCGCUGGAGCCCUUGUGGCUGUUACCGGGCGAAGACGAGGGGGAUGAUGAGUUGCUGCCGGGGGACGAGAUGGCGUGGGCGACGCUGUUCAGUGCUUUUCCGUCGUCGGGUUAGGCAGGAAGCUUUGUUGUUGUGCUGCUACAGCGGCAUGAAUAUGUUUGGAGGCUAAUUGGAGAACAAGCGGAUGCAAUCUAGAGGUGUGACUGGUCCAGGCUCUUUUAAAAGGUGCAAGGAACAAGAUGGAUAGUCAAAUGGAUGACUAAGUGCGCAGAAACAUCCCGGCUUUUGGGCUGGUGCUUCUCGUAGUUUGUGGUGUUGAGCUCGCACAAUUGAUAGCCGGACCCUGGGCAAGCAAGCCUUCUGGUCGGGACAUGGACAGAAUGCACGCAUCCGCUUGCAACGCUUUAGGUAGUGUAAGGGGCGUUUGGCUGGCAGGACUUCAGGAUUGAAACGCACGCCCCUUUUCCGCUCGAUAAGUCACGCCCAUUGCAAACAGACGAGAGCCUUUUCUUCUUAGAGGGGUCUGUACAAAGACUAAAUUGACACUGCUUAGAGAGCUGUUUUCAAUGGUUUGACUAGACAAUUGUCGAAGGUUGAGGUUGUACAUUUUGGUCGGGUGUGGUCAAUGCAGCUUGCCUAUAACAGCCUGAAGUGGGUUGGGCAACUUAGCAAGGGUCGCUACUCGUAGUGGGAGCUGUCAAUACACGUUGAGACAGAUACAUUUGGGCCCUUCCAACAAUGGAUUCAAGCGAUUGAUGCUUGAUUACACGGAUUGAAGCACUUGUCU